Colossoma macropomum (tambaqui) is the source of this 1656-nucleotide messenger RNA. Its product is annotated as 4-galactosyl-N-acetylglucosaminide 3-alpha-L-fucosyltransferase 9-like. Gene Ontology annotation, cellular component: membrane. Gene Ontology annotation, molecular function: alpha-(1->3)-fucosyltransferase activity. The record is from RefSeq and is a predicted model, not a curated record. Bases 1 to 1590 code for a protein of 529 amino acids. The transcript has 2 exons. Lineage: Eukaryota; Metazoa; Chordata; Actinopteri; Characiformes; Serrasalmidae.
AUGGUCCAGCGCCCCCAAAUGGUCAUUGUGUUCAUACUGGGCGGUUCCAUCAUCAUCUUCUUCAUGUACCUGAAACCGACCAUUCACUCUCAAACUGCCCAAAGCUUUAACGAUCUUAUUAAUGAGGUUAAGACCUCCAGGGGACUAAACCAAGACCAGGCAGGGCUAAACACAGACUGGGAGGGGCCUAACCCAAAGAAGGCGGGGCCAAUCACAGACCGAUUAGGGCCAAAGCAGGCAGGGCGAAACCAAGAGCAUGUGGAGUUAAACACUGAACAGAUGGAGUUACUUCCUAAAAGGGCAGAGCUACACCCUGAACAGGCGGAGUUUAACUCUAAAAGGGCGGAGCCAAACCCUGAACAGGCAGAUUUAAACUAUAAAAGGGCGGAACUAAACACUGAACAGGCGGAGUCAAACUCUAAAAGGGCGGAGCCAAACCGUGAACAGGCAAAUUUAAACCCUGAAUGGGUAGAGUUCAACACUGAACAGGUGGAGUUAAUCCCUAAAAGGGUGGAGCUAAAUGGUGAACAGGCUAAUUUAAACCCUGAACGGGCGGAGUUAAACCCAGAGCAGGCAGAGCUGAACCCUGAACGGGCAGAGCUAAAUGAUGAACAGGCAGAUUUAAACCCUGAACAGGUGGAGUUAAUCCCUAAAAGGGUGGGGCUAAACCCUGAGCAGGCGGAGUUGAACCCGCAGCUGACAGUGGUUCUGGUGUGGCUGUGGCCGUUCGGUCAGUCGUUUGAGCUGGACGUCUGCAGCAGUUUGUUCAGAAUUGAGGGCUGUUUAUUAACGGCGGACCGUGAGCUGUUUAACCGCUCGGCCGGAGUGGUCAUCCACCACCGUGACAUCAGCCCAGAUUUAUCUAACCUGCCCCGUCUCCCCCGCCCCGCCCACCAGAAGUGGAUCUGGAUGAACCUGGAGUCGCCCUCACAUUCACCCAGAAUUCCCGGGCUGGAGAAGCUCUUCAAUGUGACGCUGAGUUACCGCGCCGACGCCGAUAUCUACGUUCCGUAUGGCUCCGUCAUCUUCAAACAGGAAGAGGAAGAGUUUAUUUUAGCGAAUAAAACCGAGCUGGUGUGCUGGAUAGUCAGUAACUGGAACCCGAAUCACGCGCGGGUGAGAUAUUACAGUGAGCUGCGUAAACACGUCCGCGUCCACGCGCUCGGUCACGCCUUCGGUCACUCAGUCUCCAGUGAAGAUUUAUCCUCCACUAUAGCCAGCUGUAAAUUCUACCUGGCCUUCGAAAACUCCGCCCACAGAGAUUACAUCACCGAGAAACUGUUUAGAGCUUUAGCUUUUGGCUCCGUGCCAAUCGCCCUGGGCACGUCCCGGAAAAACUACGAGAACUUCGUACCCGGAGACGCUUUCAUUCAUGUUGACGAUUUUCUGUCCCCGAAAGAUCUGGCUGACCACCUGCAGCUGCUGGACAAAACUAACGAACUCUACUUGCGUUACUUCGUCUGGAGGCGAGAUUUUACCGUGAAAAUGUCCCAUUUCUGGGCCGAACACACCUGUCGCACCUGCGAAUACCUAAAAAAUCACAAAGAGUUCAAAACCUUUAAUCACCUUGACACCUGGUUUUGGGAUUAACACACACAUCAGCCUGUAACCAUGGCAACCUUCAAAGCAAAUAGUUCAGAUCUUAUUCGAUCAUCC